GAGAUAAGCUUUGAUUGCCGUCUCACGCGACAGCUGACAGCCGGUGCGUGCCGGCGUCCCGUCACAGGACCCAGGAGCCCCCUCGGAAGCGUCUCGCAAAGCGUCGAGGCACCGCGACGCGGAGCGAGCACGCAGCAGCGGCGAGGCAGCACCGCUCGAGCCGGCUCUGCGACGCCGCCGCGGCAGCGGUGCGCUCAAAACUAGGGCGCAAGCGGACGCCAUCGACGCAGCAGCGAACAAGAGCGAUGUUGUAGAGAGAAAGAGGCCCCCGCGCGCGACCGCCGCUCACCGCCCGCAGGCAAAAUGUCCCAGAUCUCGAAGAAGCGCAAGUUCGUGGCCGACGGCUUAUUCUAUGCCGAGCUCAACGAGCUCCUGACGCGCGAGCUCGCGGAGGACGGCUACGCGGGCGUGGAAGUUAGAGUGACGCCGCUGCGCACGGAGGUCAUCAUCCGCGCGACGCGCACGCAAAAUGUGCUCGGCGAGAAGGGCCAGCGCAUCCGCGAACUCACGAGCGUGGUCCAGAAGCGGUUCCACUUCCAGGACGGCGCCGUCGAAUUGUACGCCGAGCGCGUGGCGAACCGAGGGUUGUGCUCGCAAGCCCAGGCCGAGUCUUUGAAGUACAAAUUACUGGGCGGUUUGGCGGUACGGCGGGCGUGCUACGGCGUCGUGCGGUUCGUGAUGGAGAGCGGCGCGAAGGGCGUCGAGGUCGUCGUCUCGGGCAAGCUGCGAGCGCAGCGCGCCAAGGCCAUGAAGUUCACGGACGGCUACAUGAUCAAGACGGGCCACUCGAAGCGCGCGUACAUCGACGCCGCGGUGCGACACGUGCUGAUGCGCCAGGGCGUCCUCGGCGUCAAGGUGUCGAUCAUGCUGCCCCACGACGCGACGGGCAAGACGGGGCCCAAGGAGCCCCUCGCGGACGUGGUCACUAUUUUAGAGCCGAAGGAGGAGGCGCCCGCGCCGGCGGCGCCCACGUUCGAGGACGGGCUCCAGAAGCCGCCGGCGGCGCAGCCGGGCUAUUAGUUCUGGGGUAAGUCGGUGUUCCCUAAACUUGCGUCGACGACGGCGGCGGCGGCGUUGCGGCGUACGCCAAUGCGCGCGCGCAUCCCAUGGGAUGCGUCGCGGACGCAAUCAAAUCGGGUUUUUCAUGCCUCGUAUAUUGCUGCAAAUAUUCACCAUAACUGCUGUGUUUUCGCCGUUGCGCUUGGUUUGUGCACUCAUACAUCGGUGCUGUUCAGAAUGCUGCGAGCCAUUGCAGCGCUGCUUGCCGCGUCGGGCGCUGCAGGCCUGGUGCCCACAAGACGCAGCGUCGCACGCGUCAUAAACGCGGGCGGAGAGGAAGAUUACGUGAAUCCCGUGACAGAAUUUCUCGGGCGGUUCAUCCCAAAACAGGCGCCGAUUGAGCUCGGCGUGGAUUGGGAUCAACCGAAAACGCCGCUGCCCCUCGGCGAGCUGGUGGGCGCGCUCGACCGCGGCCUGCGGGAGCGCGAGUGGUUCGUGACUGGGAAAGUGCUCCCGGAAUACUUCAGCGAUGAUUUCAAAUUCGAGGACCCGGACGUCUCAUUGACGGGCAUUCAGAACUACGCCGAGGGCGUCGCGCGAUUAUUCGGCGAGGACGCGCGCUGCGAGGUCAUCGCCUGCGCGCCCCGCGGCGAGGAGAUCGCCGUCGACUGGCGCCUCUCGGGUUCCGUGCGCGUCGGGCCCGGCGCCACCAUCAAACCUUAUGUGGUGCACACGACGUUUCGCGUGCGCGACGGGCUCGUCGUCUUCCAGGAGGACGCGUUCUCGAUCCCGGGCUGGCAGAUCCUGCUCGGGGUGUUGCUUCCCGGGCUCCCUAUUCCCGAGCCCGCGCCGCCGGUGGAGGAGCUGCGGCGGCGCGCGGGCACCUAAAAAAAUUCACAUCAUCG
Pelagomonas calceolata is the source of this 1904-nucleotide messenger RNA. Lineage: Eukaryota; Pelagophyceae; Pelagomonadales; Pelagomonadaceae. The record is from the annotation of a GenBank genome assembly.